GCAACUCCAGCACACGGCAGUAGAGGACCAGCGCAGCACAGAAUGCGGCGGCACCACACACACACUGCAGAGGCGGUUGCCGUCGCUCUCGCUCUCUUCAUCGGCGCAGCCGCCGCGGUCACCACUGCAGGAUCCAGAUUACGAAGCACGCGCUCUGGCAUCGUAUUCCCCGACGACAGCUCCGCCAGCGUGGUGUGGUCCCUAAGAGACGGACCAUCCGGAAAACUCAUCAGCGGUCACCACCACCUUCACCGUAGCGCCAGCGGAAGCAACAGCCACAGCAGCAGCGCCAGCCAAUCAGCAGCCAGCGGCUCAUCCAGCUCCAGCCAGUCAGAGAGCCACAGCCAAAGUGCUGCACGAGGCUCUGGAGAAGUCCCCAUCCUUGUCCGAGACAGAGAGUACACUAGCGGAGCUGUAUUGCUGCCAGAUGGAGACGAAGAUUACCAGCAAACAAUUAUUCACUACGGGGACGGCUUUGAACACUUGGCAUCAGGAGGCUCUCCCCACAGUGUGCUGACUGUGCUACCACCUGCACAGACGACUUACCAUUCCGGAGUAAUUCACCAUGGUGGACAGGCCAGCGCUAACGCCGCAUCUUCUUCACAGAGUUCGAGCAGCUCUUACAGCCAAGGAAGCACAGCGUCUCACAGCAGCAGCGAGAGCAGCAGUUCAUCAUCAGGAUCAUCCACAAAACAACUAAUCUCUCAACCGAGUGCUGUGUUGGUCGCCCCUGGAAGCCCUGCAAAUGGUCUUGCGCUCGUUCAUGGAGGAAUCGUCAGCCAAGCGGAGGGAGGGUCACAGGCCUCGAGUCAAAGCAGUUCUCACUCAUCCAGUUCGCAGGCCUCCAGCCACAGUGGAUCUCACUCUGCCAGCCACACUACGAGCCCAGUUUAUGGACAUCCUGCACCGGGGGUACCAACCAGUUACUCCUUCAGUCAGAGUUUCACAAACGCAGCUGGUGGCAAUUCCGCAUCUCAGAGUAGCAGCCACGGUAUAACCAAGGCACUUUCGAGCGGAGGAGUUAUCUCGCAAAGCAGCAGCCAAAGCAGUGGAGCUUCAUCCAACGGUCUAAGCCAGAGUAGCUCUUCAUCUCACUCAUCGAGUGAAUCCAUACCACAGGAAGCUGCUCGACCAAUUUUUUAUGGAGACGCACUUGUGCCUGUCCAGCAAUUACAACUCUCUGUACCAGUUGUUAAUGCGGGGGCAGGGGCUGCUAGUCAUUCGCUCAGCAACAGCCAGGCCAGUAGCACAUCCAACAGUGCAUCUACGUCACAGUCUUCGGCGGAGGCAAGUGGUUACAGCAACGGAGAACUGUAUAACAUCGACAAUGUGCAGAUUCCCAUCAGAGGCUUCGGCUUAAUAGAUCUCACAAAUGAUGUUGUGCCUGGUGGAUCGACAGCAGCGUCGCAUAGCAACAGCCAGUCUAGCAGUUUAUCAUCCUCACAGUCGGCGAGCCAAUCUAGCAGCCAAAGUGCUGCUGGCAAUGAAUACUUCGCCAGUGACAUUCAGGCACAAGUUCCAGUUUCUGGAUUCACCGGACAUUUAGUUAGCAUAUUGCCGAACGGUAUUUCGUACGGCGCAAGCCACAACACUGAAGGCAGUGCUCAGUCGGUAAGCCACUCCAGCAGUCAGGGUAAUGGACAAUCACUCACUACUGGCGACCUGCACUUGCCUCUUCAGCCCUUUGACAAUGUGGGACAAGUGAACAGAAUCAUUCCGACAGUAGGCAGUCAGUCUUACAGCGCAAGUUCGAGCCAGUCAAAGAGUGCAGCUGCGUCAUCGCAGUCGUCGAGUGAAUCUAGCAGUCACAGUAGUGGGCAGGCGCACAUUGUUGGUGACCUACAGGCACCUCUGCAAGGCGUUGGCUUUGUGGGACAAACAGAAAAUGUUCAACCCAUUUAUGGCAGUUCUUACAGUUCAAGCCAAUCAAGCAACGCAGCUGCUUCAUCUCAGUCGUCAAGUGAAUCUAGCAGCCAAAGCAGUGGACACACUAUCUCGGCUGGUAAUGUGCAGCUCCCUCUUCAAAACAUUGGAUUCGUAGGACAUCCAAAUACUGUUGUGCCUGUCACUGGAAUUCAUUCUUCCAGCUCAAGUUCAAGCCAAUCAAGCAGCGCAGCUUCAGCAUCGCAGGCAUCAAGUGAAUCUAGUAGUCUAAGCAGUGAGUACGGACUCAGCACUGGAGAACUGCAGAUACCUAUACAAGGAACUGAAUUUGUGGGACAGCUGACUAAUGCUGUGCCUUACAACAAUGGUCAGUCUUACAGUGCGAGCUCCUCUCAGUCAAGUAGCUCCGCUUCUGAGGGCACUGCCUCGGCAUCACAGUCAUCGAGUGAAUCAUUUAACCACAACACUGGCAACGUUUACAGCCCAGCUGAUCUUCAGAUUCCCAUUCAGACAUUGCCCUUAGCUGGAGAGGUAAACAGUGCCCUGACAUAUCCUACUGGUUUCCCCGUCAGCACUAGUGGCAGUGAAGCUACUAGCGCCAGCGGCAGUGGCAGUUCUGCAUCAUCAUCGUCAGCAAGUGGGGCUGCUGGAGCAAAUGGAGCCUACUCUCAAAGCUCCUCUGGCAGUCAAUCUCUAGGACUGGAAGGUCAAGCAUCAUACAGCCAGUCGAGCAGCCAAGGCGGAAGUGCUCUUCUUCCUGCUGUAGCAAAAAUUGUGUCUCCAGCAGUAUCUCACAGUGCCUCUGCUUCUCAAGCGAGCAGUAGCACUGAUGGCUACAGUGGUGGGCUCUCCUCCAGCUCAGGAUCAUCAAGUCAAGCAUACUCAAACAGCCAAGCUCAGAAUGGUAUCAGCAGCUCCUCUUCCAGCAGUUCCAGUGGAGCCACCAAUGUACCUGGUGGUAACCACCCGCUAAUCGGCAGUUUUCUACCCUCUGUCGUGCCUGGGCCGUUUCUCGGUAGUCACCAGCCACUAGUGAAUCAACUGGCAAAUAUCGAUGGUGGUAGAUUUAGCAGUUCUGGAUCUUCUAGCCAUAGCAAGUCUUCUAGUUCCAGUAGCAGUGGAAGUAGCUCCAGCAGCAGUUCCUCAAGCUCAGGAUUCUCCACAGGUCCUCAUGGAUACUUGGGGCAGCCUGGCUCACCCCUCCAGAAGCUUUUCGGCAGUUCUUCAUUCAGCUCAUCUUCCUCAUCUGGUGGCUUCUCUUCCUCCUCCUCGAGUUCUGCUUCAAGCUCCAGUUCCAGUUCCAGCGGUGGUUUCGCCGUCUCACAGCCAGUGUUACCUGCUCCACACUUCGGCUUCCCUGGAAGCCUAUGUAAACUGUCUGGAUGCUAAUGAGGUCUCAAGGUUUACCUGCCACAGUUCGAGUCGACUGCGAAGUACAUCCCACGCGGAGAAACUGACCAACCAAAGGAUAGCAUUUCUGUGAUUUUUCUACAGUUCCCUGUUGAAAUUGAUCUAAAUAUGUUUGACGACUUUGUGAGAACAAUGUUAAUCGUUAUUUAUUUUCUAUCAUGUGCAAUAUUUCGUGAUAUUAAGACACCUACGUAUUUAAUUCUAAGUAGUCAGAGUUAAGUACAGGUGUUACAUGUGCCAACAUACACGCAAGGAUCAUUUUGUCUAUUCACGUGUUUUUCAUGCGACCAUAUGUCUUAGAGUACAUGACUCAUCAAAUGUACGUACUUACUGUACGAAGUUUUGUAAUAAAACGCACUUUCACUUUA
Molecule: messenger RNA, 3662 nt
Organism: Schistocerca gregaria
Lineage: Eukaryota; Metazoa; Arthropoda; Insecta; Orthoptera; Acrididae
Product: serine-rich adhesin for platelets-like
Exons: 2
Coding region: 43-3273 (1076 amino acids)
Source: RefSeq, a predicted model, not a curated record